AUGGUGGCUGACCUGCUGCUGGCUAAGCUGCGCGAGCUACAGGCAACAGUCGAGUCGACAGAGCCGGAGGCGUCCAUCCUUCCGACAUGCCUCUCCCUCCUCGAUCAGCUCGGCACGGUGCUCGGCGGCGGCGGCCCUCCCCCUUUAACGACCAGGGAGGACCGGUACGGCGGCGUCGAGAUUGAGGUACCGAUUUCUGCCGCGGACACGCCGCACGCGCUCGGCGUUGAGCUCAGCCGCCGGAUUGAGCAGUGGGCCGCCGCGGGCAAGCGAGGGCUCUGGCUCAAGAUCCCGCUGGAGUGCGCCGCCUUUGCGGGCUCGGCGGCGGCGCAGGGCUUCCAGUUCCACCACGCAAAGCCGGAGUACGUCGAGAUGACCCGCUGGCUGCCUACCGACCAGCCGAGCCCGCUUCCCGCCUACGCCUUCACCCAGGUCGGCGUCGGCGGCGUCGUCGUCAACUCCGCGGGCCAUGUGCUGAUGGAGCGCGUCUCUCCGACGGCGAAGAUGCAGGGCAGCUGGAAACUGCCGGGCGGGCGCGGGCUCGCCGAUCCGGGUGAGGACUUUGCCGACACGGUGCGCGAGGAGACGGGGAUCGCCGCCUCGCUGUCCAACGGCGGCGGCGUCGUCUCGCUGCGCCACUCGCACGGUUUCCGGUUCGGCGUGGGCGACUUGUACGUGGUGGUCAAGCUCGUGUGCGAGGGCAGCGAGGAGAUCCAGAUGAACGAGCGCGAGCUCGCCGGCGCGCGGUGGGUGCCGUGGGAGGAGGUCCGGGCGAUGGUGGCGCCUGCGAGCGCAGAGAGCUUUGACGGAAAGGUGAGCCAGACCAACCUCGAUUUCAUCUCCAGCGCGCUCAGCGGAGCGCUCAUCGCCGGCACGCCCACGCCAAGCAGCCGGCCGGGCGUAAGCUCGAUGGUCUACACGGCGCGCGCAGCGGAGACUUAG
Messenger RNA from Emiliania huxleyi CCMP1516, 942 nucleotides. RefSeq lists its product as hypothetical. Lineage: Eukaryota; Haptophyta; Isochrysidales; Noelaerhabdaceae. The transcript has 6 exons. Gene Ontology annotation, molecular function: NAD binding; ADP-ribose diphosphatase activity; NADH pyrophosphatase activity. Bases 1 to 942 code for a protein of 313 amino acids. The record is from RefSeq and is a predicted model, not a curated record.